Messenger RNA from Fusarium poae, 441 nucleotides. RefSeq lists its product as uncharacterized. The record is from RefSeq and is a predicted model, not a curated record. The coding region runs from base 1 to 441 and encodes 146 amino acids. The transcript is spliced from 3 exons. Lineage: Eukaryota; Fungi; Ascomycota; Sordariomycetes; Hypocreales; Nectriaceae.
AUGAGCGCCAAGAAACCAAAGUCCGCGCACUGGGGAAUCGUUGUUACGGAUGCCGCUGGCAACUGCACCCUUCACUAUGCUUCAAACCGCGACGGUCCUUGGCAUUACGAGGCGAAAUAUGGCGACCCAUACCGCUUCACACAACUUAUUACCCUCAUAUUAUUAUCGGACAUCAAGAAUCAUGAUAUCUUAGAGCGUGUCAUAAAGAGUAUUCCGGCAAAUGGCACCCCCUCCGGAAGAACUGCAGAAGCUUUCAAUUGUCGCACCUGGUUCAAAGAUGCGCUUGUUGCACUAGACGAAAGUGGAGCGAUUGUGUUACCGGCAGAUAUAGAAUCAGUAGAGCAAAAGGCUAUCAAAUGUGGACUCGAGUAUGCUGAGUUGAGUGAGGGCGGUGGCGGGGCGACUAUCGAUAAUGAUGCCUUCGAACCGCGUCAAGGGUGA